Molecule: messenger RNA, 833 nt
Organism: Juglans regia (Persian walnut)
Lineage: Eukaryota; Viridiplantae; Streptophyta; Magnoliopsida; Fagales; Juglandaceae
Exons: 3
Coding region: 206-415 (69 amino acids)
Source: RefSeq, a predicted model, not a curated record
AAUAGCUAUUUUGCUACUUCCCCGAGUCUGGCCGAUUCGCGUCAACCCGCGGCCCUUCAGUUCUGUGACGCUCCGAACUGAUCCAAUCCUCUUCGUAUGGUUCAAUCCGUACGAGGUUAACUCGUUUUCCCGAUGUCUUCUGAUGCGACUCCUUUGUGAUUCAAUAUAUGCUUGGUCAUAUUUUUAAUUAGUUGUUGUAACAUUCAUGUCGAGAGCUCGCAAUGCCAUUGUUGCCGCUAGCUUAGUAGCUUUUGCAGCUGCAGGCUUGGCAUUUCCCUUUUACAUGGCGUCAUCUAGAAAGCCUGUCAUUGACCCAUCAAGGCCUCUGCCACCCCAGGCAACAUUUCGAGGGCCUUAUAUAAACACUGGCUCACGCGAUGUUGGACCCGACCACCAGACUUACCAGAAGAAAUGAUUCAUAUUGUUUUGGACCUUCUCUUGGUGUAAGCAAAAAAUGUGCUCAUUUAUGUGCGUUUUGUAUAUGAAUCUGUUACUCUUUCAGACUAGACAUUAUCAGAUUAGAUCAUUUUGGAUUCUGGGUCAGGGAUGUCUGCAUGGUUUACCUGAGCUAAAUGAGCAGGGCAUAAGAUUUAAUAUCGUGACCCUGCAUUCUACUGGAGCAGGCAAUUUACUGGGAGUAUAAGAUUUCUUUUUUAAUUGGGGCAGAUAGGUGAAAAUAUGUAUGAGAUAGACCAUCCAUUACAGAUUUUACUGCUACGAUUAGAAUACAAUAAAUUAUCUUUCAUAUUGCUCCUAAAAAAAAAAAAUAGGGUCGAGCACUCAAUCUUGGGGGUUGUCUGCUUGGGUGCUGUAUGUUGGCCUGUGCUUCUGCU